Formica exsecta is the source of this 1709-nucleotide messenger RNA. It is a transcript of the gene asf1, whose product is annotated as histone chaperone asf1. Gene Ontology annotation, molecular function: histone binding. The record is from RefSeq and is a predicted model, not a curated record. Gene Ontology annotation, cellular component: nucleus. Gene Ontology annotation, biological process: DNA replication-dependent chromatin assembly. Lineage: Eukaryota; Metazoa; Arthropoda; Insecta; Hymenoptera; Formicidae. The transcript is spliced from 3 exons. The coding region runs from base 389 to 988 and encodes 199 amino acids.
UCACGAUACGACAAUCCGAAAAUGUAGUCAUCUGCCUAUCGUCGCUCUAUAAAAAUCGAGCGCGAAUUUCUCGUCGCGCGUUCUCGACCACGUUCCCAAAGGUGGUCGAGUUUCAACGACGGACAGUUGCUUUUUUUAGUGGUCGCGCGGGCAUCUUCACCGGAAGCGGUUAUUACGAUUCGCUGUUUGCCGCCAAAUCUAUCCUGCGUGCUGCGAUGGAGUUGUUUAUCCGUCGAUACCUGAAUGCAGCAGCGUAAAUAGCCGCGUCAAACGUGUAUACGUUUACGCUCCACUUCAUCGAGCUAGUACGUCGGGAUCAUCCCCGAGGUGUUCGUUGGAAUCGAAUCUGUUGCUGAUAAAAACAUUUCGAGAAUUCGUCGAAUACACCAUGGCCAAGGUUCAACUGGCUAACGUCGCCGUUCUCGAUAAUCCCUCGCCGUUUCUGAACCCGUUCCAGUUCGAGGUCACAUUCGAGUGCAUCGAGGAGCUCAAAGAAGAUUUGGAAUGGAAAAUGAUAUAUGUAGGUAGUGCAGAAUCAGAAGAAUUUGAUCAAGUUUUAGAUACCAUUUACGUUGGUCCAAUUCCAGAAGGAAGACAUAUGUUUGUAUUUCAGGCUGAUCCACCAGAUGUCAGUAGGAUUCCAGUCAAUGAUGCUUUAGGCGUAACUGUUGUAUUGCUGACUUGUUCCUACAGGGGUCACGAAUUUGUUCGAGUGGGUUACUUUAUAAAUAACGAGUAUACGGACCCGGAACUCCGGGAAAAUCCACCUCCACAGCCACAAUUUGAUAAAGUUCAAAGGAAUAUAUUAGGAGACAAACCACGUGUCACUAGAUUUAAAAUCAACUGGGACGAUUGUCAAACUGGAACGACGAAUAAUCUUCCCGAGGGCAUGGAAACGCCAGCGUUAGAAGAUACGUCACAAGAUGCACCCACGUCCACAUUAGGCUUUACGGAAAAUACACAAAAUGGUGGAAUGGAAGUGAUGUAAAAAACGAUUUGCUGCUGAUAAGAAUAAGGAUGAACUAGCAUUAAUACAGUAAUUUAAACGAUAAAGUAGUACCUGGAAAAAAAAGAUGGAAGUACACACUCCGUACAUAUAUUUAGAUAAUUCGAAAAAUCGCCCAAAUAUCUUUUCAUAUGAUUAUCGAUGUUUUCCUUCAAUGAGAGAUUCAACAAGUUUAUAUAUUUCGAAAAAAAUACUAUGUGUUGGUAAUGUGAUAAUCUUAAACCUGAACCUGAACAAAAGAGUAAAUUAAUUGUUUGUGGAAUGGUUAGUAUCUCAUGUUUCUCUUAAUCAAAUAAUGGUACUGGAUUACGCAUUAUUGUCUUCUUAACAUGGCGUAAUCUCUGCAAAAAAUGUACAAUUAAUUAAAUAGUACUUGUAUUAAACACCAUCUGCAAACAAUAAAUGAUAAAUGAUUAAUUGUGAAUCAUUUUACAGUAAUGCAAUGGAAUAUUCGACAAUGCUCUGUAAUAUUAACAAUAUUGUUUUAAAAUUACUGUGUUUCGGUAGCCUAUACUUUAAAGCUUAAAGCUAAAACAUAUGUUGAAUACUUUAAGUAUUAUAUUAUUAUUGCUUAUUAUAAUGUCACGUUGCAUGUAGAUCAUAAGGCAGUUUCCAUUUUUUAUUAGUGUAUAUACAUAAAUACUAAGAUAAAAAAAUACAUAUUAUGUUUUUUACUUGAAGAAAUAAGACAUAGCUUUUCUUC